AUGGGUUGGUUUUGGGCUGAUACUCCGAGUCCUGCGGUUAUUCCGCAUGCGCCCAGCGCAUCCCCUCCGGUUUGUCUCGGACAUCCCUCAGACCCGAUCAAGACUGACCCUUAUCUACAGCCGGGAUGCCCGAUGCACGAAGCAGGCGCGAAGCCUGCCCCAACAUUGGCUGCUGAGCCCCCUAGCAGCUGUCCCAUGAAAUCCAAAGACUCCCCAUUCUAUUCGGCCCCGCCAUCAACACCAGAGGCGCCGCAGCCACCCGUCGCGCAACCGCCAGUCACGCAACCUUCAACACUGUCGAAGCUGAAUCCUUUAAACUACAUGUUCUCUUCGAUCUCUCAAGAGCGCGCGGCCAACCAGACUGUUGAUCUUCCAGUUGAGCGCGAGCCCUCUUCUAUCCCAAGGGGCGACGGCGGAGGCAACUGGGAGUAUCCAUCCCCGCAACAGAUGUACAAUGCCAUGCUGCGCAAAGGGCACACCGACACCCCCCAGGAUGCAGUCGAGUCCAUGGUGGCAGUCCACAACUUCUUGAACGAGGGUGCCUGGGAUGAGAUUGUUUCCUGGGAGCGUGUGUUCAGCAAGGGCCUCAAGGCUGGAUGGCAACAUUGUCGACGCGGCGAGGAAAACCUAAGCAACGAUCUGAUAUAUGCCGACGAGAACGGCAAAUUCAACGAUGCCACCCCGCCUAGUCUGCUGCGUUUCCAGGGUCGCCCACAGGAAUGGUCGCCCAAGGCCUCAAUCUACCAGGCUCUGAGCUGGGCGUAUCCGACCAAGUUUGGGACGAGCCCUCCGUUCGAUCGUCAUGACUGGUACGUUGUUCGCCAGACCCCCGAUGGUCCCAAGGAAAUUCGAUACGUGAUUGAUUACUACUCCGCGGACCCCGACCCUCACGGACUCCCGGUUUUCCACCUUGACAUCCGACCUGCUAUCGACACCCCCACGGCGGCGGCUGAGAGACUCAUGCGGUGGGGAGGUGAUGUUUGGUGGAGAGCUAGCGGCGCCAGUGCCCGCGAGCAAGCCUCUCAGGCUUAA
This is a messenger RNA of Penicillium olsonii, 1032 nucleotides long. The record is from the annotation of a GenBank genome assembly. Lineage: Eukaryota; Fungi; Ascomycota; Eurotiomycetes; Eurotiales; Aspergillaceae.